CAUUUGGGCCAUUUUCCCCACACGGCACAAACUGAACAUGUCGCACAGCAAGACCGCUCUCGUCACCGGUGGGACCCGAGGAAUCGGCUACGGUAUAGCCGAGGAGCUCGCCUCUGUCGGCUACGAUCUUGUUCUAGGCUACCGACAGAACCAAGAACGUGCCCAAGACGCCAAAGCACACCUGGAGGGAACGUACAAGGUGCGCGUGUUUCUGGUUGGAGGCACGACAGAAGAAGAAGCCACAGUGGACGCUUACUUCUCCUGUAUCGACCAGAACUUCGGCGGUAAGCUGAACGCGCUCGUCCACAACGCCGGUGGCUACUGGGGAGGCCAUCCCCCGAGCAAACCUGACGCCAACGGCAGCUGGUUCCAAGGCUGGGAGGCGUACGAAUACUACCAGGGCAUGUACCCCAAAUGUUUCAUCAGGCUCGUGGAAAAGGCGGUCACCCGGAUGGAGGACGAGCGAGGGUACAUCGUCGCCGUGUCUUCUCCUGGGUGCAACAAUAACCAAAGCCCCCACCUCAGCUACGUAAGCCCGGGUAUAUCGAAAGCAAGCGUGGAGUACCUGGUCAGGCACUACGCCAAGCAGCUGGCCCCGAGGCGGAUCACCUGUAACGUCAUCAUCCCUGGGUUCACAAAAACCGAGGCCUGGGGGCCAGUUUUGGAAGAGAGGGGAGCGGAUCAAGUCGAGGGGAUGGUGACUUCUCUCUGCAUGAAGCGGUGGGGAUCACCACGUGAAGUCGGUGGCGUUGUGGCGUUCCUCUGCUCGGAAAAGGCAGCGUUCGUCACGGGAGUAGCUCUACCCGUGGACGGCGGGUUACACCUCAACUGAUCCUAGAAGAAGUUGGACUCUAUAUUAUAUCGUAGCCGGUUCAGUACACGAAUGAAGACCUUUGUUGUACAUAUGUAUCCACUGGGUUAAGUACAAUAAUAGGUCACAACAUAAGAAUGGUUUACAAGUACAGUAUGGGUAUGAUAUCGUCAACUUAGCACGAUUACUAUUGGGUUAGUACGUAAGUGAAUUCGGCUUCUUCUUGCUUCUUUUUGAUGGUGGAAAUAUAACGUUCGGUGCGGCCAUUAAGAAUUUCUAAAUGAGUUUAAAAAGACUCUGAUCAUAAAAAAUGUCAUCAUCUUCAGCAGCCUUGAUACAAGAUGAGAAUUGUAGUUAAGCUCUCUUAGGGACACCGGGCAAAAGUAAUAUAUAACUUAUUUAUCUAGCCAGAGCAAGAGGUCUCACCUAACCCCC
This is a messenger RNA of Branchiostoma belcheri (Belcher's lancelet), 1246 nucleotides long. Its product is annotated as 3-oxoacyl-[acyl-carrier-protein] reductase FabG-like. The record is from RefSeq and is a predicted model, not a curated record. Bases 38 to 832 code for a protein of 264 amino acids. Gene Ontology annotation, cellular component: intracellular anatomical structure. The transcript has a single exon. NCBI's taxonomy places the organism in Eukaryota, Metazoa, Chordata, Leptocardii, Amphioxiformes, Branchiostomatidae. Gene Ontology annotation, molecular function: oxidoreductase activity, acting on NAD(P)H, oxygen as acceptor.